AUGAUCCAUAUUUUCCCCCUCCUCGCUAUUUUCAUUUUCUGUGCGCCGGUCCAGUCUCACCCGGUCGACUGGUUGCGCAAGUUCUCCAAUGCCGCUAGGGAGGACGGCAGCUGGCUCUGGGGUUGGGCAUGGGCCUCAGACGGCACCGUCUCGGUCGUAGACAGGUCGCCUGCAAUUACCUUCCCAGCACGCCCCGCCUCUUUUGGUGCAGAACUGCCCGACCCUCUUCUCGGCUAUGUGAUUCCUUUGUCGUCCUUCACUGCACCUUGUCUAAAUCUGACGGCUUCUCUAUCCCUCUGGAGUCGACCCGAUGCUGUCUUGGGGUGUCCCGAUCUUUGCGCCGUAGGACCUUACCAACCUGAUCCGACGGAGACAUGGAUUGCCCUAGUGCAGAGAGGUGGCUGUCCCUUCAUUGAGAAGGCUCGCCAGGCGCAAAGACUGGGCGCGAAAGCCGUGGUGGUCGGUGGUAGCGGCGACAGCCCCGAUGCCUUGCUCAACAUGUAUAGUGAGCGCGACUCGUCUGACGUGACGAUUGCGGCCACGUUCAUCAAAUAUUGGGACUAUGUCGAAUUGCUGUCCAUGAUCGCAAACUCGAAUACCACACAUGCUGGCCUGAAGACGCUGUCUCUCCUGCUCAGCACAGAGUAUUCUCCUUGGGAAUGGUACUCGCCCAUCGUCACUUUCGUCUUCAUUCUCCUGCUCCCAUCUUUACUCACGUUCAUAACACUCCUCAUACACCGUUACCGCGCUGCUCGUGCAGCACAGCGCGAUCGUGCUCCAGAAGACGUCGUGCACAACUUCCCGUGCCGUAUCUGGACCGGGGCAGGGACGGGGCGAGAGAAGGACGGGACCGACAUCCCCCUCAUGACCAACUCGUUUGUAUCUGGGCCGGAACUUGAGCAAGGUCUUACGGAAUCGCCAGAACCGGCUCUCGAGCAUGCGUCUACUUCGUGCGACAGGCCCCUACCUGCCUGGGCAGACGAGCAGGUAGAAUGCGCGAUAUGCCUGGAACUCUUCGCUCCAGGCGAUCGCAUACGAGUCUUGCCAUGCUACCAUAUCUUUCAUGCCGACGAAAUCGAUGAGUGGCUAAUACACAAGAAGAAGCUGUGUCCGGUCUGCAAGAUGGACGUAACACGGCCUCACCCACCCGCCAACCACGUACAAUGUCAGCCCAAUCCCAACACACCACAGCCUACUCCGGACUCCGUCCCUAUCCCCGCACAUUCGCCCAUCUCCGAUCGGACGCCGCUGUUGCAAGACAACAGUAUGCAUUCAUACGACACUUCCUCAUGA
Postia placenta MAD-698-R-SB12 is the source of this 1293-nucleotide messenger RNA. RefSeq lists its product as hypothetical. The record is from RefSeq and is a predicted model, not a curated record. Gene Ontology annotation, biological process: ubiquitin-dependent protein catabolic process. The transcript has 4 exons. Gene Ontology annotation, molecular function: ubiquitin protein ligase activity. The coding region runs from base 1 to 1293 and encodes 430 amino acids. NCBI's taxonomy places the organism in Eukaryota, Fungi, Basidiomycota, Agaricomycetes, Polyporales, Adustoporiaceae.